Messenger RNA from Melospiza melodia melodia, 7472 nucleotides. RefSeq names its product protein phosphatase 1 regulatory subunit 3E (gene PPP1R3E). Gene Ontology annotation, molecular function: glycogen binding; protein phosphatase 1 binding. NCBI's taxonomy places the organism in Eukaryota, Metazoa, Chordata, Aves, Passeriformes, Passerellidae. The record is from RefSeq and is a predicted model, not a curated record. Gene Ontology annotation, cellular component: protein phosphatase type 1 complex. The transcript has a single exon. Gene Ontology annotation, biological process: regulation of glycogen biosynthetic process. Bases 1 to 960 code for a protein of 319 amino acids.
AUGGAUAAGGCGGGCUCGCUGCACAGCUCGGUGCCCGGGCCGCCGCCCCGGCUCUACCUGCCGCGCAACUUCAGCUGCAGCGCCUGCCUCUAUGGCAGCCUGGCCGAGCAGUGCAGGGCGGGCUGCAGCCCCGACGGCGACGCCGCGCCCACGCCCGUGGUGCGGGAAGCGGCGGACGAGAAGCCGCCGCCGACCCGCGGCCGGGAGCCCACGCUGCCCGCCGUGCCCCCCAGCCCCACGCAGCGCCGCCGCGCCAAGUCGCUGCCCACGCCCGGCGACCGCAGCCUGCGCCCCGCGCUGCAGCAGAGCCCGUCGCGCCGCAAGACCGUGCGGUUCGCCGACUCGCUGGGGCUGGAGCUCACCUCCGUGCACCUCUUCUGCGAGGCCGACCUGCCGCGGGUGCCGCUGCCCGCGCCGCCGACGCCGCGCCCCGCCGACCUCCUCAAGACCAGGAAGCCGCCGGCGCUGGGCGACCUGGAGCCGGUGCUGUUCGGGCCGCCGCCGCCGCUGCUGGAGCCGCUGUUCCCGCCGCAGCCCGGCGCCAGCCCCGGCUUCGCGGAGCGGGUGCGGCAGCACAAGGUGAGGCUGGAGUGGGUGCGGGCAGAGCCGGCGGGGCUGCGCGGGGCCGUGCGCGUCCUCAACCUCGCCUACGAGAAGGUGGUGUCGGUGCGCUACACGCUCAAUGGCUGGGCCAGCUGCGCCGAGGCUGCCGCCACGUACCAGCCGCCCGCGCCGACCGACGGCAUCAGCGACCGCUUCGCCUUCCUGCUGCCCCUGGGCGCCGCCACCGCCGCCGCCGAGACCACGCUGGAGUUCGCCGUCCGCUACCGCGUCGCCGGCGCCGAGUACUGGGACAACAACGAGGGCAAGAACUACCGGCUGCGGGGCCGGCAGCGCGUCCCGCCCGCCCCAGGGCCCCCGCAGGACCCCGACAGCUCUGCCUGGAUCCACUUCAUCUGAAACGGGGAGCGCGGAGCCCGCGCAGGGCCGGGGGAGCCCUCCCGAGUUGUGUUUACAGAGGGGGAAUUUGUGUUUGCUGCGUUCUGGCGGGGCCGGGGGGAACCCUGGCUCGCUCCCCUGGCGCUCACGGGCUGUGGGCAGGGAGGCCGGGCGCGGGUUCCCCCUCAGUGUCCCCAGCACUGUGGCUUCACCAAAGCAGCCGCUGCCGGCCGGGCUCCGGUGACAGGGCCGGGAAUGUGCGGGAUUCGCCGGUCAGGACCGGGAUCCGUAGGUGAGUGCACAUCCUCCCGGCCCCGGAGGCCAGGCUGAGCUGCUGUCACCUCGGCAGGUUACACGGAAGGCGCUGCCACAGGGCAUCCUCCGUGUUUGCCUAAUCCCGCUCAGGCAAAGCUCGGAUCCGCCCUCAGCGCCUCGCUGACCCGCGCCUGUUCAUUGUCCCGCGGGGUCAAGGGCCUGACAGCGCAGGCUGAGGGGCAGAUUAGGUCUGAACCCAAAACCACUGGGUAUGGAUGCCCCAAGGCGUAGCUCUGUUGCAUUAAACAGUGAAAGUAUUCGAUUUAAAGCAAAGAUUUUAUUUUUUUUUAUUUUUGAACCCUGUUUUCAGGUAUUUAAUCAUACUUAGAAAGCAAAAAAAUAGCAUCACAUCCUAUUUAAAACGCAACUCACUGAGAGGUUUUUAAAAGAAAGUGGUUUUGGUUUAGAAUUCAUGUGGUAGGUUGAUGGAAAGUUGGUCAGGAUCUGGUGUUUGUUUCAGUAGGAUUGGUCCCACAGAGCUGCUUGUGUUCAGGGCAGCAGGAGAGUUGUGGAAUUGCACCAAAAGAGCGAGAGACGACAAGAGUUGAAUCCGUAAUUCCAGUCUGCAUCAUGAGCAACACCUUCAUUUUUCUUCUUUUGACAGUUUAAUUAAACAGUAUCAGUGCAAGAGCCUGCUUUCUGAAUUUCCUGCUCCAAAUUCUUCAUCAAUAAGUGAUGGAUUUUACAAAACUGGUGAGGUUUAAUCAGAGAAAUCAAAGAAAGUUCUACCUUGGCAUAUAAAAGUAUAUCAAUCAAAUUUACACAGCAUACUGACUUCUGCCUUCAAAGGUAUAUUUUAAACUAUAUCAGCACUAAACAAAGCAUUUUUCUUUUUAAACAUGCUUUUUCAGGAGUUCAGCUGAAAACAGGUUGUGCUGGUGCCAAAUCUGGGUGCUAAUUUUCCAGGAUUGAGGCAUGAAUGUGUUUGCUGGAGAGGGGCCUCUGCAAAUAUAACUAAUGAGAGUGGUAAAACCAUGUCAGUGUGAUUUUCUGGUUGUGAAGGGCUGUAAGAUCAGGCAUUUAGGUUUGAAUUUUCUGUAGGUUUCAGGAGGAAAUGCAAUUUUUUAAACUGCAUUUUGGUGUUUCUUGAAAGGGUUAAAUGUCCCAAGCAGCUUGAGUAAUGUCUGGAGUAAUGAGUUCUCACAGAACCUUUUGACUCUGGUGAGAACUGGGAGCAGUUUUUUCUCCUGAGGGUUGGAUUCAGUCAGAAUAAUUAAACUCAUAAAUUCUGGGAGAAAAAGAGGUGUGGAAACUCAAUGGGAAAAGAACAUUUAAUUUCAUUUCUGUAGAUUACUGGUUCUGAUUUAAUGGAAGUAACAGCAAGACUGCUUUCUGUAGUAUUGGUAGCUUGGUUUUAAUUUCCCAGUCAGUGUUCUAAUCCCUGUGCUUUUAAUGAAACUAAACAGAAAUACACUGUCAGCAUCUACUGAGUAUUUCACAUUUUAGUAUAUUAAGGUCCCCAUCUUGUAAUCCUGUAAGUUAGUAGAACACAUUUAUAAAGCUAGAAUUGCACAAAUAGGAUCUUAAAAUGUUCAUGAUUAAAACAUACUAAGUGGUGUAUUUGAUAAAGCAAGCCCAAGUGUCUUUUAGUUGAACUUUUAUAAGAGCCUUAAUACUGGAGAGAAGGAAAAGGACUUGUCUCCAUUUGAAAGCACUUUGAAAUCUGGUAGAAAUAUAGCAAACCAUCAUUUAUUUAUGUGUUGUAGCUUUCCAAAGCUUGGCCUUUUUAACUGACAGAGUGAACCAACAGCAGCUAUGUGGACUAAUGAAAAUGCUUGGAGAAAAAAGUUUCUAUGCAUUUUAGAUCGACCGAUGCUGCAACUUUGCUUUUGAAGUUUUAACAGGAUUUUCUGUUUAUUGUUUCAAUGGCUUUAAAAAACAUGGACAGCUCUAAAAACUGUUUUUAAUACUGAGCAAUUCUAGAACUCCAAAAUUAUUUCCCAGUGAUUGGCAGUUUUCAUUGUCGUUUGAUUUAUGCGGUUUUCAUUGUCGUUUGAUUUAUGCAGCAUAUGUAGGUCGCUAAAAAUUCUCUAAAAAUUCUCUAAAAAAGUUUCUAAAUCUCCUUCCAGCACCUGUGGCUUAAACACUUUCAAUCUGGAUUACCUAAGUGGAUGUACCUGCAUCAAGUGCACAGGGAGGUUGUUGUAUUUCACUUUAUUUUUAAUCAUGACUUAAGUGAACUUACUGUUGUUCUUGAUUGGAAUUUUGCAGGCAGAAUGGGGCUACAGCCUUAUAAUACUGUUCAGAUAUUAUUGUUUUAUUUAUGGCCACCUUUGCCAAACACAAAUCUGAAUAUUCAACCUUUUGAAGCAUACCAGGAGAGUGUUUUGCAAAACAGUCUCUUGAGCUUUCAAGCAGUUAAUCCUGACCUUAACCUAAAUUUUGUGAGUAACUUUAUCAGAGAUUAUUGAUGCAAGUCCAGUAAAAGACUUGAUCUUGUAGGAGUUUCAGAGACAGCUCCAUGGUAAUGCCUGGGAAGGGAAGGCUGCACCAGCUUUGGCCAGAGAAUGCCAUUGGUGAAGGCUGUGGAAGGAGGUUGAGGUGUUUUCAUAGAAAUUAUAGUUGCCUAUGCCAAAACUGCACUACUUCAAUUACAUAUUUUCACUUCUGUCACAUGAAUUUAUUUCUGAGAAAGGUUUAUUCACAUUUUCAAAUAUGUGUUCAGUUCAGAGUAUUCUUCCACUGGCAGCAUUCAUGUAGUUUUCAAUCCAUUAGAUUUCAAUCUGAGCCCAUCUAUUCCAUCUAAUACUUGCUAGAAGCACUGUGAUAAAUGGAGAUGAAGUAGAAAUGUCAAAUGAUAUUUAUAUCAUACAUAAACAAUGACUUUGAGGAGAAAAACCUGUGUUGAAAGGGGGUCAUUUUCAAGUUGGCAGGACACCAACUAUUUUAUUGGGAGCUUGAGCAAAACAUAGUUUCAAAAUUAUAUUUCUAAAGAAUAUUGUUCAAGAAAAAACUUUCACAAGCAAAGUUAAAUAUUUGAAAAUUUUCAAACCAAUCUGCUUCUAGAAAAAAAUGGUUUUAUAUGCAUGAAUGAGGCUGAUGCCACCUCCCUUUGCAAGUGAUACCAGGACGGUUUAGGCAAGGCAAAAAUCCUUUGGUUGUGUACUUCCCUUGUAAGUGAAUAAUUCAUUGCUCGUGUCUCUGCAGGUGUAAAAAUGUGUCUGUCAUUUAUGGUGCAAAGCUGUAGCUUUAUGAAAUGUGCCAUGCUGUUUUAUGGGCACUCUAAUGCUCAUUUAUCCAGAGCUGGGUUGUCCUGUGUGUCUGACAGACAUGGAUGGUUGCUGCUUCAGCUGGAACUGGUGAGGGUUUUGCAUGUGACUCUAUGCCUUCUGUGGCAAUAUUUUGGAGAUUUACCCUAAUUAUUAGAAAUCCUAAAACAAAUGAGAACUAUUAAGUGAUCCUAAAUGGAAUUUCAGCUAGCUAAACAUAUUAUUUAUUAGCAUAAAAUCAGUAAAUGAAGGUGUUGCACUUACUUUCACUAAAUGUACAUCAUUUCAGGUAAAUUCAUUUCUUUCUCCUUUUACCAUUUGCAAGUAACUUUUUGAUGUGAAUGUGUGUGCCUCAGUAUCUCAGUAAACAACAGAGUAAGUGCACACUCAGUUGUUUCAGCAGAUGUGAGGGGCAAAUAUAUCACUUGAAUGAACAAAUGUCUGUUCAUGCAUAAGCAUCAUCCCUUUACAGAUAUGUGAAAUGUAUUUCCAUAAUGCCAACAGGCAAGCAGCUGCUAAUUUUAAUGUAAAGUAACCUGCAGAAAUACUCAGAAUCUGAUUUUUUGAACAUAUCUUGUAUUCAAAUUUUUAUGUGCCUUUCAGCAUUUCCUAGAAAGAAAGCUCAUGUGUUCCUUAGCUCUCCACCACAAAUCCAACAAUGAACUUGUCAUUAAAAUGAAAUUUUUACAAAAAUACAAUAAUCCUAAUUCCUGACACAUUUUUAGCUGUGCCAGAAAUCUGUAUCUAUAGCAGCCAGAAGGAUUUGGUAAUAUUUUUCCAUAUUACAGUGAAAGAUUUGUCAGUCAGAAAUAUGUCUUCCUGGUACACUCUACAUUUAUGUAGUUAAGUAAAAAAAGAAACCAAUUAUGACUACAGUUAAUAUAACAGAGUAUAUUUGUUGUAUAUAUUCACUUCUUGCACAAAUAUUCUAAAUAUAUAUUCUCUGUGAAGCCAGAAAUUCUAGUUUUCUACAAAAUCUAUUCAUGGAGACCUGGCCUUUUCAACUUUUACUGUUACUUAUCUGAUGCUGCAUAAUGCAUAUUGUUAAAAUUUUUUAUGGGUUUAAUCUGUCUACAGGAUUUAUAUCGUGAAACAGAAGUGCUCAGUGCAAGGAAUACCUGAAGUGAAUUACUUUUACCUUCCAGCUGUUCUGCAGGGCUUUUUGGCAAAUCCCCAGCAAUUCUGUUUCCUGUACAUACUCCAUGCUUGGAGUAAAUGGAAGGAUUAUUAAUGGAGUGGAAAUACUUUUGAGCACUAAAAUGAAGGAUUUUCCUAAUAAAUAGUUCAAGGCAAGAAGUAAAUGUAGUCAAUAUUGCUGUAAAACAAAGCCCAGGCCUUAUGAAGAGCUGAUCAGGAUUUUGUUUAAAUGGAAGACAGUGGUGUAUUUCAAAAUUAAAUAUGUUCAGGGAAAUGCACCUGUUUCAGUUAAGGUUUUCUCAGGUUCAGCUGAUAGAAUUGCCCUAAAAUAAAGAAGUGAUAAGAGUAUUUCCUUACAUUUGUGGAUGGGCUUGAAUGUAGGUCUUCCAUGAGCAAAGUGGACACUGAGCUAUAAAACCAUUGGCUAUUGCUUGGAGGUUUUCUUUAUCCAAUUUACAAAUACUGUUUUAAAAUCCUCACAGAAAGGGGUUUUGACCCUGGGUUUCCCCAUCUCAUGUGAAUAUUCUCUUCAUCAAUCACUCUGGCUUUUGAUUGAGGCCUCUGUUGUUGAGGAAAGAUUUGAUUUUAUUUUUAUGCUGCAUAGGAAGAUUAUUUUACAUUAGAUUUUUGGAGGGGAAGGCAGGGAGAUUUUUUCCUUGCAAUUUUCACUUUAUAGAUAUUAAACAAUAGCAUGAAGUAUAAAAAUUGCUUGAAAUUACAUAUGCACUAGUGAUUCCAAAGAUAUAGCUAAGACUAAUGUCAAGUGUGAGAUGUGCUUUUUAAAAAACAUAUGUGCUUUGAUCUAGAAAGGCAGGGAGAAAGUCCUAGACUGCAGUGCAAGCUAUUAAUGCCAGGGAUUUCUUUCUAUGCAAUUCUAUGGUGCACCUGUUCUUAUAGGGAUUAACUUGAUUGGUGUAGUUCAUGUAUCAGUGUGUUAUGUGUAGAAUACUCUGUUUAAAGUGUCAUUAAGGAAACUGUGUGUCUUAAAUGGUGUUACAACUUUAGGCUCUUUUUUGUCUAACCUGACUUCACUAAAUCAUAAGAAACUCCUCUGAAUAACAAUAACCAGACAAUAUUUCAUAACAUUGCAUAAUCAAGUCUCACAUGUUACACUUAUCACCUUCUAGGACAAAAGUUGUGUUACUGUUGUGAGUUUUAAAUUUUUUUGUAUUUCUGGAUCUUAAAAAGCCAAACUGUGCUACACUUUUAAACACAAAGAGCUAAGAAGUGUGUUUGGAAAGCUGAUCAACAGUAGUCAAACUAAAAUUGGCUGGGAUUACUCCUGUGUCAAGUUUCUGAACUGUGGUAUAAAAAAUGUUUGUGACCCUCCUGUGCCUCCUCCAUGGAGGGGCACCCUGGGUGCACAACCUGCCAGACACAACCCCAGGCUGCACUGCAGGAAAAUUGCUGUGGCAGAAUUGCUGUUCUUGGAGAGGUUUGAACAAACCCAGCUCCUCCCUUGUAGCAUUACACAAACAGAGAGGUUCUGUCUGUUGGAGAGAGUGUUCUUCUUCAACAUGCAGGUUUUUAUUGCUGUUUCUUUGAUUUACUGUGAUUUCAUUCUGAGAAAAAUAUUGUUACUUAACUCUGUACUUGACUAGUAAAUUACUUUUAGCUGUAGUGUCUUCUGCAAUGUUUAUAUUUCACCAAAUAAUCUUUGUUUCUAAUGUUUGUAAAAGUUAAUGUAAUAUCACCAAAAGUCAAAAAUCAACAUUUUCUAAUAAUGCCUUGUAAUUUACCUAGCCUUACAGUAUUUCAGAAAAUUUUCCACCAAAACUUCAUCUAGUCACUGCUUGUCACAAUUAUGAAAAAGAGACAUUUAUAAACCUGUAGCUUCUAGCUGCCAUUAAAGAAUAAUGAGACAAAUCAUGA